Messenger RNA from Solanum stenotomum, 468 nucleotides. RefSeq lists its product as uncharacterized. The transcript has a single exon. Bases 1 to 468 code for a protein of 155 amino acids. NCBI's taxonomy places the organism in Eukaryota, Viridiplantae, Streptophyta, Magnoliopsida, Solanales, Solanaceae. The record is from RefSeq and is a predicted model, not a curated record.
AUGUCACCAUAUGUGUUGGUGUUUGGAAAGGCAUGUCAUUUGCCUGUAGAACUUGAACAUAAGGCUCUUUGGGCAUUGAAGAAGUUAAACUUGAGUUGGAAUGAAGUAGCAAACCUUAGAUUAGAUCAAAUCAAUGAGCUAGAUGAAUUCCAUUUUAUAGCUUAUGAACGAUUUGCGCAUUAUAAAGAAAGGAUGAAGAUGUAUCAUGAUAAGCAUAUUAAGAAGAGGACUUUCAGUCCUGGUGACCUAGUGCUACUUUUCAACUCAAGGUUACGCCUGUUUCCUGGUAAACUGAGAUUCAAAUGGUCUGGACCAUUCAAAAUCACUCAAGUGUUUCAAUCGGGAGCUAUUGAACUCGAGAAUGCAAAAAGUGAGAGAUUCAAGGCAAAUGGCCAGCAAGUCAAAGCAUACUUGGGAGUCCUGGAGGAGUUAAAGAUAGUCGAGCAGUGCAAGCUAGAUGAAACCUGA